Molecule: messenger RNA, 2676 nt
Organism: Pteropus alecto (black flying fox)
Lineage: Eukaryota; Metazoa; Chordata; Mammalia; Chiroptera; Pteropodidae
Gene: LRRD1
Product: leucine rich repeats and death domain containing 1
Exons: 5
Coding region: 79-2676 (865 amino acids)
Molecular function (GO): protein binding
Source: RefSeq, a predicted model, not a curated record
UUCAAAGGAAAAAAUUAAACAUGAAAAUUAAAAUCGAGUUACAAUCUUGUAUUGGUAUAAAACAUAUCAGUAAAUAAGAUGUCUGAAAAGGAGGAUACUUCAGCAGAGGCAGAGAAUAUCACUAGUCAGUUUAGGGAAGAAUCUAAUUUACAGUUGGUGGAGGAACCUGGGUUUAUUAAAGAAACAUCAAAUUUGUUAAAGGAAGCUUCUGAAGAGGAACCUCGUGACCAGAUUUGUAAAACAGAUCCUAGAAAUGAUACCUUAGAGAUACAUGACAAUACAUCGACAUCUUCCUCUGGAAGCAAAUCUAAGAGAAAUGAAGAAGAAAAGAAAACUCUUCAAAUUUCUAAAACAAUCACUAGAUAUGACAGCUCACAAUUAAUAACUGAAACAUUAUCGGUAAAUGAGAUGACUGCUGAAUCUGAAAUUUCUGCUGACUUCCUAGCUCAUGAAACAUUAGGAAAAAUUAGUCCACAACUCACUGAAGAAAAUCAGAAAGGAGUUGACUUAGGGUUAGAUAACUUUACAGUUAACCUCAAGGCCAAGGGUUUACAAGAAUUCCCUAAGGACAUUUUAAAAAUAAAAUAUGUAAAAUACCUAUAUUUAGAUGAGAACCAAAUCAAAAGUUUUGAAGGAGCAGAAUCAUGUGACCUGACAGGACUUGAAAUUCUAUCCUUGCAAGAUAAUGGAUUAUCAACAUUUCCAUCUGAAAUUCAAUUACUUCAUAAUUUAAAGAUAUUAAAUGUUAGUCACAACCAAAUAUCACAUAUACCUAAAGAAAUAUCACAGCUGAGGAAUAUCAGGCAGCUCUUUUUAAAUAACAAUUACAUUGAGAAUUUUCCUUCUGGCUUAGAAAGUCUUAGAAACUUGGAAAUUUUAAGUCUGGCUAAAAAUAACUUAAGAUAUAUACCAAAUACUCUGUGUAUUUUGAAAAACUUGAGUGUUCUCAAUCUGGAAUAUAAUCAGUUAACAAUAUUUCCUAAAGUUCUGUGCUUCCUUCCAAAGUUAAUUUCACUAAACCUUACUGGAAACCUGAUAAGCAGUUUGCCGAAAGAAAUUAGGGAGCUUAAAAAUUUAGAAAAACUUUUAAUGGAUCAUAAUAAACUUACAUUUUUGCCAGUGGAAAUUUUUAGAUUGCUCAAAAUGCAAGAACUCCAACUGACUGACAAUAAAAUAGAAGUGAUUUCACACAAAAUUGAGAACUUCAAGGAACUUAGGAUUCUAAUUCUUGAUAAAAAUUUAUUGAAAGAAAUACCAGAGAAAAUUUCCCACUGUGUAAUGUUGGAAUGCCUUAGUCUUAGUGAUAAUAAAUUAACAGAACUUCCUAAGAACAUCCACAAGCUUAAAAGUUUAAGAAAACUCCAUGUAAACAGAAAUAAUAUAGUGAGAAUACCUGAAGAUAUCUCAUAUCUUAAUAAUAUGUUCAGUCUAGAAUUUUCAGGAAAUAUAAUCACUGAUGUUCCCAUUGAAAUAAAAAACUGCAGAAAAAUAACUAAAGUUAAACUGAGUUAUAAUAAGAUAAUACAUUUUCCAGUAGGUUUGUGUGCUUUAGAUUCUCUUCAUUAUUUGAAUAUUAAUGGAAACUAUAUUUCAGAAGUACCUGUGGAUAUAUCUUUCAGUAAACAACUGCUUCAUUUAGAGUUUAAUGAAAACAAACUCCUCAUAUUUUCUGAGCACUUAUGUUCUCUUAUUAAACUUCAAUAUCUGGAUCUUGGUAAAAACCAAAUAAGGAAAAUUCCAGCAUGUAUUUCCAAUAUGGCAUCACUCCAUGUUCUUAUUUUAUGCUGUAAUAAAUUUGAAACUUUCCCUAUAGACGUGUGUACUUUAGCAAAUUUGCAAGUACUUGAUUUUUCUGAAAACCAAAUAAAGAAGAUCCCUUCAGAGAUCUGUAACUUAAAAGGAAUCCAGAAAUUAAACAUCUCAAACAAUCAAUUUAUAUAUUUUCCUAUUGAACUGUGUCAACUUCAAUCACUGGAAGAGCUGAAUAUAAGUCAGAUAAAUGGGACAAAGUUAACAAGACUUCCAGAAGAGCUGUUUAAUAUGACUCAACUUAAAAGACUUGAUAUCUCAAAUAAUGCAAUCAGAGAAAUUCCAAGAAAUAUAGGGGAAUUGAAAAGUUUGGUUAGUUUAAACGCAUACAACAAUCAAAUAAGUUACCUGCCACCAUCGUUUCUAUCUUUAAAUGAUCUCCAGCAACUAAACUUGAGUGGAAACAACCUUACAGCUCUGCCUAGUGGUAUCUAUAACCUUUUUUCACUGAAGGAUAUAAAUUUUGAUGAUAACCCUUUGCUGAGACCUCCAAUGGAAAUCUGUAAAGGAAAACAAUUGUAUACUAUUGCACGCUAUCUACAGAAGGCAGAUGAAAGAGAUGAGAAAAUCUUAGAGAAGAUCUUCAAGAUAGUUGCCAACAACAUCACUGAAACAAAUUUUCAAUUUUUGUGUCAAAAAUUGAACCUGCCAAUCUCAGAAACUGAUAUGUCUACAAAAAGCACUGUUUCAUUAAGUGAGAGAGUCCUCCAAGCACUUGAUAGGUGGAAAAUGGAAAGUAACAACUUGUCACUAACCACGGCUGCUUUAAGAGAUCAACUAACUCGGUCACUAACUAUGAUAGGAGCAUAUGAAAUUAUGGACAAAAUAACAGCUUUAAAACUUUUUACAUGUGCAAUUAAAUUCUGA